Molecule: messenger RNA, 777 nt
Organism: Microthlaspi erraticum
Lineage: Eukaryota; Viridiplantae; Streptophyta; Magnoliopsida; Brassicales; Brassicaceae
Source: the annotation of a GenBank genome assembly
AUGGAGGAACGUAAGAAGCUGCGUUUUGAUCAGCUGAAGAAACUAAACGACAUGAAGAUCUCGAUGAUGUACAUCGAGUGGUACAAGAAGACGAGCAAGGAGGAGAAGAUCGGUUACUACGACCGGUUCAAGAACAGAGUCGCGUCACCGUUCGACAUAGACGUGGAGAAGCGGAAGAGAGAGCUGAACGAGUACUGGAGAUCGAUGGUUGAAGAAGUGGAGAAGAAGCCUCAGAGCGAGAAAUCUAGACUCAAGACUCGGUGUCUCUUCGCCGGGAACAACUUCAGACGAAUGAUCGAGCCGCUCGACAUUGCUGAGUAUUACCUCGGUGGUGGGAGAGAGUACCGGACCUCGGGGAGGUCUCGACACUAUGUCAUGCUGGAGAAAUGGUUCAAGGAGGAGAAGAUAGAGCCGGUUCGAUGCGAGAAGAGAGACUUGACUCAUUUCUUGACGUUUGAUUCUUGUUUCUGGGCUGAAGUUGAGGAUGCUGUGAUUGUAGUGAAUGCGUUGAAGACAAAAGCGGGGAUGAGAGACGAGGAGUUGACGAGAAAGCUCGUGAGGUUUGAGGAAUACGUUUGGGGGAUGAUCGGAAAACGUGAGGUUUCGCCGGAGAUAUUCUUGGAGAAGAGCAGUUUCAUGAAGUGGUGGAGAGAGUACAAGGAGAUGAGAGAAAGAAGGGAUGGGUUUAGUAACUCUUCAGCUUCUUCAGGCUUCACCAAGUUUAUGAACACUGGGAGGUACGAGACUUAUGGUCGUCAGUUUGCUGGGGAAGAAUGA